Molecule: messenger RNA, 1773 nt
Organism: Kluyveromyces lactis
Lineage: Eukaryota; Fungi; Ascomycota; Saccharomycetes; Saccharomycetales; Saccharomycetaceae
Gene: ADE17
Product: bifunctional phosphoribosylaminoimidazolecarboxamide formyltransferase/IMP cyclohydrolase ADE17
Exons: 1
Coding region: 1-1773 (590 amino acids)
Biological process (GO): 'de novo' IMP biosynthetic process
Cellular component (GO): cytosol
Molecular function (GO): phosphoribosylaminoimidazolecarboxamide formyltransferase activity; IMP cyclohydrolase activity
Source: RefSeq, a predicted model, not a curated record
AUGCCACACACUAAGACUGCUAUUCUCUCUGUCUAUGACAAGACAGGCUUGUUGGAUUUGGCUAAGGGUCUAGCUGAAAACAAUGUCAGAAUUUUGGCUUCUGGUGGUACCGCUAAGAUGGUUCGUGAGGCUGGAUUCCCAGUGGAUGAUGUCUCUUCCAUCACCCAUGCCCCAGAAAUGUUAGGUGGUAGAGUCAAGACUUUGCAUCCUGCUGUUCAUGGUGGUAUCUUGGCUAGAAACCUUGAAUCAGAUGAGAAAGAUUUAAAGGAACAAAACAUCGACAAAGUCGACUUUGUUGUUUGUAACUUGUACCCAUUCAAGGAAACCGUUGCUAAAGUGGGUGUUUCCAUCCCAGAAGCUGUCGAAGAAAUUGACAUCGGUGGUGUCACUUUGUUGAGAGCUGCUGCCAAGAACCACGCUAGAGUUACUAUCCUUUCUGACCCAAAGGAUUACCCACAGUUCUUAAACGAAUUGCAAAAGGGUGAAAUUUCUAGUGACUUGAGAAACACCUUAGCCUUGAAGGCUUUCGAACACACCGCUGACUACGAUACUGCUAUCUCUGAUUUCUUCAGAAAACAAUACUCGGAGAACAAGACUCAAUUGGCCUUAAGAUACGGUGCUAACCCUCACCAAAAACCUGCUCAAGCUUUCGUCACCCAACAAGAAGAAUUGCCAUUCAAGGUCUUGUCUGGUUCUCCAGGUUACAUUAACUUGUUGGAUGCUUUGAACUCUUGGCCAUUGGUUAAGGAAUUGUCUGCAUCUCUAAACUUGCCAGCUGCUGCCUCUUUCAAGCACGUUUCCCCAGCCGGUGCAGCCGUUGGUUUGCCAUUAUCCGACGUCGAAAAACAAAUCUACUUUGUUGCUGAUAUUGAGAACUUAUCUCCCUUGGCUUGUGCUUAUGCAAGAGCCCGUGGUGCCGACAGAAUGUCCUCUUUCGGUGACUGGAUUGCCUUGUCCAACAUCGUUGACGUCCCAACUGCCAAGAUCAUUUCUCGUGAAGUCUCUGAUGGUGUUAUUGCUCCAGGGUUUGAACCAGAAGCUCUAGAAAUUUUGAAGAAGAAGAAGAAUGGUAAGUACUGUAUUUUACAAAUUGAUCCAAACUACACUCCAGAAGCAUUGGAAUCCAGACAAGUCUACGGUGUCACUCUACAGCAAAAGAGAAAUGAUGCUAUUAUAAAUAAAUCUUCCUUCAAAGAGAUCGUUUCUCAAAACAAGGACUUGCCAGAACAAGCAGUUAUUGAUUUGACCGUUGCCACGAUCGCUCUAAAGUACACCCAAUCCAACUCUGUUUGCUACGCAAAGAACGGUAUGGUUGUUGGUUUGGGUGCUGGUCAACAAUCAAGAAUCCACUGUACUAGAUUGGCAGGUGACAAGGCAGACAAUUGGUGGUUAAGACAACACCCAAGAGUCCUAGGUUUCAAGUGGGCCAAGGGUGUCAAGAGACCAGAAAAGUCCAAUGCCAUUGAUUUAUUCGUCACUGGUCAAAUUCCAACUGAAGAACCAGAAAAAUCAGAGUAUGAAUCAAAAUUCGAAACUAUUCCAGAACCUUUGACUGCCGAAGAAAAGAAGUCGUGGAUGUCUAAGUUGACCAAUGUUGCUCUAUCUUCUGACGCUUUCUUCCCAUUCCCAGAUAACGUCUACAGAGCUGUUAGAUCCGGUGUCAAGUACAUUGCUGCUCCAAGCGGUUCUGUGAUGGACAAGGCUGUUUUCGGUGCUGCUGAUUCCUUCGAUUUGGUUUACGUCGAAAAUCCAAUCCGUUUGUUCCAUCAUUGA